AUGGACGGAGCAGGAGUUCUUUCGCAAAUCCGAGACCUUCAAUCCGUCAUAGACGGGUUUCAGCUGGACUGUGAGAGCUCUCAAUACAAUUCGGAAGAUAUGAACGAAACAUACCUGUCUGAAGCACCUACCGCUCUGACUAGAAGUCGACAGCUGAACGACCCGGAUAGCGAAAUGGUAGACUGUACCUUAAAGGAGCAACCGAAUGAAGUAGAUACUGAAUCUCAAACAAGUGAAGAUCUUACUUUCGAAAGCUGUGACGAUUUGAAUGAUCUGCUUGAAGCUGCUUUAGCCGAGGCCAACGGAGACGUAAUGUUGUUGGACGAUAUCUUGAGUGCAACAACUUCUUCGGUAAAAGGAUGUGACAAAAACGGUACGGAAGCACAACAACCAAUUCAACAAACGUCUGUAGAGUUUGAAAAAGUUCCAUGUAGCAUAGAUGAAAUUUCAUCAGUGCCUGAGGUAUCGGAAGCGAACAUGUCCAUACCUGAAACGGAAAAGGUAGUCGAUUCUGUAGCUUCCAUAGACGACAUCGCAGCUACGCCAAAAGAAAUUGCUGCCAAGGUACCGGAAAAGCAGAAUUUAGCUAAUACACUUGACGGGUUAUCAAAGGAAAUCGAUUUUGGCAUAUCGGAAACCUUGGAGGCAGUCAUUAUACCCGUCGAGCUGCCAAAAGCCACUGAUACCGGCAUUGCGGAAGACUUGGAGACGAUCACUACACCCACAGAGCUAUCAAAAGAUCCAUUUGAUAACAAACUAGAACUUCGAUUAUCUACAGAUUUCAGUGCACUCUUACAAGAGUUUUCCUCUAAAGAAUAUCCAGUCUCCCCAGUUACUGUCAAAUCCACAUAUUUCGAGCGAGAGAAGAGCGAACGCUUUGAAUUUAGCCAAGAGGACCUCGAAAACAUUAGCAAGCAGAAAAGAGAGGUUUUGACGGGUGCUGUAUGGAGAAGACAAGUUGUGAAUAAUGGAGAUAAGUCAGCCAUUAAAAAAGUUCCAGAAAGCUUAGAAUCGAUACCAUUGGCUACAAAUGCUCAUCAACCGAUCAAAAAUACAACCGUUAUUCGUCCGUAUGUCAAGUCCAACAAGAAAUCAUCAGCUACUGUGCAGACCCAAGGAGACGAUGGAGCACCAGAAAUUACAGUCACUGCCGAAGAGGAAGAUAGCAUCUUGCAGAGAAGAGGCAGCUCAGACCAUCAGUCCAGAUCGUACGAACAAAUGCGACACAUUGACGAUAUUUGUGAUCGAAUAUCGCUAUAUGAUGAUUAUUUUCGAGAGUGUAUAAAUGCUAAAACUGGCCUAAUCAAGUGGACGCAGUCGGUCAAGAACAAGGACAAGCCAUCACCUAUGACAGAAGGUUACGAACCUCCAUCUAGAAAUGCAGACCUUGGUAAAUCUAUCCAUAGAUCUAAAAGCAAUUUAAUGGUAGUUACAUCGUCCACGAGUAUGAAUGCUUUGCGUCGAUCCAUCAUGAAGAUACCCAAGCCUAUUGAACCAAGUCGAAAGUCGGCUGGAGUUACAGGUCCCUUUUCACCUUCACCAAAUGGUGACAGCUGGUUGGAGAGUUUAUCUACUCCACGUAUCAAAGAACGAGCCAAGUCCUUUUUGAACUUUCGAAACUUGGCGCCAUCGCGAGGCUUCUCAACCCCGAAUUUGCGCAUGAUAUCUGGUGCGAGUCAGGGAAUAUUUAAUGGCAGGAACAGGCAAAUAUCGCCAAUGGGAGGACCUAUUCCUACGGGCCGUCAGAAUCGUAUAGUUAAGUUCUCAAAGGAAGAGAGUGAUGAUGUAUUUCAAAGUUCCAUGCUUCCGCCAGCAGUAGAAAUAAGACAUGGCAAUCAGCGACGCUGA
Messenger RNA from Umbelopsis ramanniana AG, 1848 nucleotides. RefSeq lists its product as uncharacterized. The transcript is spliced from 5 exons. The record is from RefSeq and is a predicted model, not a curated record. NCBI's taxonomy places the organism in Eukaryota, Fungi, Mucoromycota, Umbelopsidomycetes, Umbelopsidales, Umbelopsidaceae. Bases 1 to 1848 code for a protein of 615 amino acids.